UCAUAAGGACGGCCGUUUAAAAAGAUCUUAAUAUAGAUGUUAGAAUAGAACCUGUAUCCCUAAUUGUAUGUAUUAACGAAUAAAUCGUGCUUUAGGUGUUAAGGGUUAUGCAUAGCAAUAUUACUUACUAUUUAGAUAAUUUUAGUAAGAUAUAUUUCAACUACUUAGAGUUAUUGACCUUAAAUAUUUCAAUUUUUGAUGUUUAAUAUUUUAAUUUUUAAAUAUUUCAAGUUUAAGUUUUUAAUGUGUUUAUUUAAACGAUAAAAUGCCAGGGAAAUUAUUUUUGAGGUUUUUUUUCUGAAACAUUGGAAGGGUCAAAAAUUGACAGAUUUAUCAACCAGUAUUUCUAUUUUGUAUUUGUACUAAUGUGUGCCUAACAUCGUAUAUAAGUCUUGGUAAAACUAACACGUUAUGGGCUCAUAAAGCCUGAUAGAUGAUACACGAUUUUUAUGUUUACUUUUGAAAAUAUAUUUUUAUUAUUUUCUUUGACAUGUGAGAAAAAAUAUGUCAUGAACUAGCUAUGCCUGUUUAUCUUGUCCACUCUCUUAAGCCUGAGAAGAUCCUUUAUGAUAAUACAAUCAAAAGAAAAGCUAGAAAGUGAAUCUAAAAUUGCUGGAAAUAAAGUUGAUUUUCCAAUGACUUAGGUUUACUAUUUAUAGAUACCUAUAUGGCAGCUAAGUUAUCUGAUGCUCGGUUCAGAUUUUUUAAAUUAUUUUUGCUUUCUGCCCCGUUGCCAGUUAAUAUAGGUUUGGCAUAAUUGGUUUUUAGCUUCCAUGCCUCAUACUUUUUGCUGUCGCCUAUAUCUACCUACAAUCAAUAUUUAGGUUAGAGGUGUAGUUCACUUACAGCCAGUUUCUUCAUCAAAAGUAAAAGCCAAAGUAAAAGUCAAAGUAAUGUCUAAAGUAAAAGUAACGGUCAAAUACAUUUUUUCUAUUAGUUUUGCUGUCACUUUAGCCUUGAAAAAACGAAUUUAACCGUUACUUUUACUUUAGACAUUACUUUGACUUUUACUUUUCAUGAAAAACUGGCCGUUACUCAUUCUCAUAAAGUAGGUUUUUUCUAAGCAAUUAUUUUAUUGUUAGUUUAAGAUAAUAUAGACCAACGUCUCGAAAUUAUGGAUAAGCAAUAAAAAAAGAUUUUAAUCAACUUAAUCGAUCCAUCCGUUGUUUUGUUAUCAGAUAUUGAAUUUUGACAUUAGCUUCAUACAAAUUAUGUACUUAUGUGAAAAUACAAUAUCUAAUCGACAACACCUGAUGAAUCAUUAAAGUCCGCAGGCAAUUGACAAACGAUCUCAGUACUUUUAGUUCAGUGUCAGACAAUGCAAUGCUUUUGAAAAUGCAACAAGUAUUAUGUGAAAUUAUUAAGUUUUUAAUUGAUAUUUUAAGUAUAAGUCUAAAAUUAUUUACUGUAUAAAUAAGUUUAAUGAAUCUUUAUAGAAAACUAAAAGAAUCUGUGUUACUCUCAGUUUGCAGAAUUUGAAGGAUAUAUUCCACCCUCUUAAACACUACUGAUCUAAAAGGGUUUUUAUUCACUUAUUUUACUGAUUAAUAUGGUAUUAAAUGUAUAUUAUCUUUAAGUUACUAAAUAGUGAUUUUAUUAAAAAUGAUUGCAAUAACUUUUAGCUUUAGGUUAUAAGAAAUCAUGUUUAAAAUUAUUAUACAAUUUUAUAUUGUAUGUUGUGUAAGGAACGGUUAUUCUUGUACUUGAUGAAUCGUGGACAUAGUAUUUCGUAUUUACUGUGAUACAAAAGGGUUAAGGUUGCCUGCCCACGUCCGAUAAUAAUCGGUGACCGAUUUUUUGUAGAAGAAAAAUAGAACACACCCAAACAAUAGAGCAACGCACACGUCCUACAAAAAAACCGGCCCGAUUAUCGGUCAAAAAGUCUGACGUGGGCAGGCGCCAGGCAGCCUAAAUAUUAUUUUCUAAAAUGCCUUUCAAGAUAAAAGGUGUCCACGACUUAAAAUAAUCAUAGGUACAUUUAAUAACGCCUCCAUGUGAAUAUAAAGUAGAUUAUACUGAUAUAAAAAAAAUACACUUUGGUUUUAAGAAAUUGCUUUAUUAAAACAAAAUGGGAGCCUUCCUUCUGCUUAUAAGAUUUUCGCCGAUAAACUAGACUAAAAUUAUAAAAUUAUGUGACAACAACGCAUUUCAUCUUUGAAUCUUAUUUCAAUGAAACCCUUAUCUCGUAAGCUGUUGAAAUCCAAUUAUUCUACUAUAAAAAAAAAACGUUUUCGAGAAAGAAUUGCCUAGUUUUAAUUCUACUAACUUCUAUCGAGAGUAAACCCAUUACUGACUAAACCGUUUUUUCAACAGUGGAAUUCUACCUUCGUCCAAGCGGCAGGAUCAAUCUUCGUUUGAACAACUUUACCUUUUACAAGCAUUUGAAAGCCAGAAGCAACGCCCACCGCUGGAGCUGCACCGCUUACGGCUCAAAGUGGAAAUGCAAGGCCCAUCUCAUCAUCACCGACAGACUUGAAGUCCUCAAAGCUAACAUCUUUCACAGCCAUCCUCCCAGUCUGAAGAAAGAAAUGCGACUGCCUCUACCGAAGCUGGUUAAGAAGGAACUUAAACAGGACACGACAACCCACAAUAAUAACCCGAAUUUAAAUGAACAUUACCGCAGUUUAGCCCCGUUUCAAAAUUAUUUGGCUGCUCAUAGCGUGUUUGGCAGUUACUAGGCUUCAGUGUUAAGUGCCAAUCUGUAAACAUUUACCUGUACAAGUUUCGUCACCAAAUCUCAAUGUGUAGAGGGUCUAACAACCGCUAAGUCAUGCAAUUCCAUCCAUCAUUUUUGGAGAUGUGAAUUUGACCCAGAAACCAAACUCAAUAACGACAAAAGUUGUUCCACAUUUUUGGCUUCUUGGUGUGUCAGAUUCCUUUCGAUAUUUUUGAAGCUCUGCCAUUUGUAAUUUCUCUGGUUCCUCUCUAUUUGGCACUGACAUGGUUAAAUAUGUUUCAUGACUAUUGGUGUAGGAAUGUGACCUAUAAACAAAUGUUAGCUUAGUUUUGCUAAAUAUUUCGGUAGCUUUUAAAGUUAACUCGCUAUUAUGUAUCACUGCUUUACUGUCAACUUAAUAUAGACCGUGCUAUUAAUACCACGGAUAAGUAUGUAGGUUCAUAUUAUUUAUAAUGGACUUUAUAUUUUGGACUAUAUUUGAAUUAAAAGUGUAAUUUUCACUUUUAGAUCUCUAUUGGUUUAAUCAGAUUCCUGGAUUAUGUUCCUGUUUACGAAAGAUGAUUUUGAAAGAUAACUAUUUUUGCAAAAGCAGAAAAUAGCAAAAUGCCAUUUUAUACAAUCGUGAAUAAUUAUUUGAUAAGUUCUACCAUAAUCACGUGUUAUUUAACCGAAGUAACCAUUAAUUAUAAUUUUAGUGUUAUCUAUAUAGAAUUAAGAAUACCUAUUGAAGAUCAUGGAAAAGUGCCUUUGACUAAACGUGUCUUUAAAAUUAGAAGUAACAUCAAUGUUUAAGUUUAUUCCUUUGUAGUAACUCGUGUGAUAUUUUCGUUUGCCUUUCGAUAACGCAUCCAGUAUUAUCAUUGUGAUCGAUCAAGCAUUUUUAUAGUUAGUAGAUUAGUUGAGUACAUAUUCUUGCAUUUAGCACUAGGAAUUUAAGUCUACAAUGAAUGUAUCUGGCACUUGUGUCUAUUUUUAUAACAUAUCCGUAGUUUUGAUAAGAUGUGUAUCAAUGUCAUAGAAGUAUUUUUUCAGUAUCAAAUUAUUGAGUGUAUGGCUUCAUCAUACCGAUUUUUGAUUAAGGAAGAAUAUUCGUAUUUAUAUUCAUAAUGUAGUAUACUAGAGGCUAUGUAUACGUACUAAACAUGUAGAGGGUAGUUCUAUCACAACUAAUUUACCCGGUUUUUAUAUUCGGUAAAAUUAGUGAUAAAAAUUGCUGUGAAUUUUGCUGUCAUUAAUUGCAUAAGGUAAUAAUUUUGGUUCUAGUUGGUCUGCGAAACGCUGGUCUCAUUUAUUUUGUAGUGAAACAUUAAUGGACCCAAAGUAAAACCCUGUGUCAUUCAUAAAAUGUUGAGUUAUAAGUCAAUAGUUAUAUGUUUUAUUCCAAAAGGAUAAGGAAUAUUUUAAGAAGCUUUUCUUCUUGUAUUUUACAAAUAAUAUUGCGAAUGGUGACAUUAUAUGUAGAUACAUAUUUUUAAAUCAGCAGCUUUGGGAUGGUGAACGUAUUCAUAAGCCUUUUAGAGUUUAUUCUCAUAGUGAUGUUAGCAAGUAGCUGAAAAUUCGUGUCAUAAAAAUAUGGUGAAAAUAAUCAUUAUACUAAGACUGCAUGCUUGAUGUUUGUGAUAUUACGGCAUUUCGUUUGGAUCUCAUUUUUUUUAAAUUCACUGAUUUGAAGACUGUAACCAAUUUAUGCACUUUUGUAUACGAACUUAGUCGGUAGAAGAACUUACACUUAUCUUUAGGUUAGAUUUUUAAAUACUAUUUUAAGUACAUUUUGUUUGAGCCCGAGAACAGAUACUGGAAAUUUAGUCUAUAGUGAUUUAUAAACUAUUCUUCACAUGUAAACGACUAACCAAUAACCGCUAUUGUAAUCCUCGUAUUCCUAAUUAACUAAUUAUUAUGUAGCUUUAGAUCAUUCAACUAUUGUUAAUUUCUUGGUAACUUUCAUUAAACAUUUCAACGAUUUUUGACUCAUUGAUUUUUUAAUGAAAUCCAAACAUGCGCUAAGAACAAUUAAAGACUCAAGUCACGAUGAGGAUAGCCUAAAUUUUUACUCAGACUAAAAAAAGGGUAAUGUUAACAUUUAUUUCCCAGGGCACCAAGCCGAACUAAUAGAACUUACCAACGGUAAGAAAUUGAUACUGUUAGACGGGUAUCCUUUCUACAAGAAACAGCCAAGCAAAGAUGGCCACCGCUGGUGUUGCAGCAAGAGCCACUGCAAAGCCUUCUUGCGAGUCAGCCACGAUCUUCAACUGCAGUUCGUCUAUAAUGAGCAUGCUCACCCGCCUACAAAAUUCUGCCAAUCUGCGAGUGGACAAUACGUUCGAAUCUAGAUUGUUCUUUGUUCCAGCUUUUAAACAAGGCAACUGAUCAGGCUUGUUAAUGGGAAGCAACUGUUCGUUCUGAAUGGCUACACUUACUAUAAACGAUGGUCUGUGGAUAAUGGCUUGAACCGGAGGUGGUCAUGCACGAACUCUGGGAAAUGCAAUUCUUACGUCCAUGUCGACAAUGAUAUGAAUGUCGUCUAUAUUUCUAAUCAUCAACAUCAGCAUCCGAGGAGGUAUCUCCACAUGAAUCCAAGUGGAUUGUAUCAUAGGAUGUGAAUUUAUAAGACUUUCCUCCAAAGAUCUCUUAUUUAAAACAGUAGUUCUUAAGUACUAUCUUAUUUAUAAAUCAUUUAGGAAGUGAAGUUGCUUUCGUUCAGAUUUUUGCUAGAGAGAGAUUUCGUUAAAAGAGAUAAGAGUGUGUAUUAAGAAAAUAUGUCUUUGUGUUUUCAUGUAAAACCCUAUCCACGAUAUAUAAUGUAUAUGAAUAUCCACAAUAUACAUAGAUGGCUUUAUGUGUAUUUAUGAUUAUCUUAUAAUAAAAAAAUGAAGUCUUGAAAGUACAUUAAUUUUGUGUCCAUUCAGAAUUUUAUUUAGAUUCCGGAUCCCUGUACAUAAAAUGCAAAUACUAGCCUUAGAUUCUUAGAGCUUUUUUAAUAUGUAGAGUAAAAAAUGCUUUCAAAACUGCAAAUAUGUUACAAUUUCAGUUAACAUAUUCAUGACGACUCGGGGAAAGGAGCGAUUGAUCUACCACGACUACACCUAUUAUAAGCAGAGUAGGACAAAGAGUGGAUUCCGAUGGGGUUGCACCAAGAACAGGUGGCACAAAUGUAAGGCCUACCUGCAUUUGGCAGAUGAUAUGACGAUCGUAAGGAGUAAUAUGAAUCACACGCAUUCACCUUUUAGUACCCCGGUGAGGAAAAGAAUGAGACAACGGAAAAAUUCUGAUGAUUAAAAAGAAGGGGUUUCACCUAUCUUAUUAUCUGGAUUGGCAGAUCUUUUUGGACUAUGGAAGUGUUAGUUCUUUUAGAUGUAAUUAAUUCUUCAAAAUAAAGUACGCCUAAACAAUAUUUGUACGAAAGCACAACUGAUUAGAAUCUAUUUUGUGGGCAUAGAACUGAGAAUCCAUUCCAAGCCGGUCACCUUCAAGGUUAUCGAUCCAUCUAGUCAAAGCGUUCCAUUAAAUAUUUUUUAAGACAUCUGAGUAUUCGCCGUCUUCGCGAAAGAUUUAACUUGUAAAGUUGUGCUUACGAAUCGUAUUUUUUGUAAGUGUUAACAACCAAGAUAUGUCAACCGUAGUUCUUUGUUCAUGUCCCAAUAUUCUGUCUGUUGAUUUCCUUUCUAGUGAAAGGUAUUUAACAUUACUUGUAUGGGUCAAAUGUCAAAAUUCUAUCUCUAGUAAGCAAAAUAAUGGAUAUAUAGGAUAUCGGAAGCAGCCGCAACACGUCUUCCCUGUAUAAUUUGAGUUACAUGUAUGAUACAGAAAUGUACAAUUUGAUUUAAUUGUUGUAACAUUGUAAAUACUGAUGUCUUCUUAAACGCUGUCGUCCGCUGAAAGAAAGCUAGAUAAUGUGUGAUCUUUUAAAGUUAAGACGUUAAUCUUAGUAUUAUUCUAUGACAUACGUAAUUAACUGAUAGAGCUUAUUUUAAUCUGUGCACUGCAAGUACGUGCUAUUAUUUUUAUACAGGGAAUUAUAAAACGAGCGAUUAAAAAAAAGCUUUGCGACUGAUGAUGACAUACUGCAUUAAUUACUUGAGCGGUAUGAAUUUGAGUAAGCGAAAAAUUAACUGAACUAACAACGAAUAUUGAUUAAUAAUAAUAUCCAGAACGAGCUUACAAAAAGUGGAUUGUGAUAAAUCCAUUUCAUAUAUUAAAAUUUUAUCCGAGCGACUACAUUACUAAGUCAGCGACUGGAAAUACAGAGCGGGAGAGGGCAACUUCAAUAUUAAGAUAGAAUCGAUUUUUCUAAGUGAGGUUAUACAUAACGUACUACCAAAACGUUCACUUUGAGCAAAUUUUUGUAAGCUGCUUUAUUAAUGAUUUAUUGGUUCCUGAUAUUCUAUUUGAGGGCUUAUGUUUUUAUUUUGAUACGUUUUUUAAUGUUUUCAUACAUUUGUAGUUUUCUACAGAUUGUUAAAUGCGCGCGAAUUCAAAUGGGGGCGGGGCGACGAAUCGUUGCUGAACACCAAGUUGGGCUGCGCACCAAUAGCGGGUUUACCAUUGCCAUGCGCUCGCUCCACUGGUUAGCACGUACGUAAUAUUCGAACGUGCUGCGCAAUGAAUUUGUUUUAAAAUCUUUAACUGCUAUAUGGUUACAAUCAUGAAUAAUUCAACCUUACCAGGGACAUGUGGUGAUAAUAUGAUUGAAGUUUCAGGGUACCAAAGUGAAUCUGAGAGUGAAACAGAAAUAACAGUGACUAAAAAGCCGAAGAAGACCAAAGAUUGGACAUUUUUAAAACAAUUUUCUAGUAAAGAAGAUGCUUUAAACUUCGUGAAUUCUGAAUGUACUUGGUCGCGGAAUUACACACGUGCCACUGAAGAUGGUCAAAAAAGGUUCUAUCGCUGCAAUAAAGUCAAAAAGAGAGGGCCGCAAUGCGACGCGGAGCUUUAUUUGUUAUUUGUUAAUGAUGACGAUAAGGUAAAAGUGUAUCAAACUAACUCAGAACAUAACCAUAGUGCUAUCGGCACCCGAGAUACUUACGGCAUUCACGAGAAUACAAAAGAGGAAAUUAAGAAAUUUUUUAAUUUACGCUUGAAACCCAGAGCAAUUUUAUCAGAACUUGCUAAAAUAGAAGGAAUACAUUUACCAUCAAAAACGCAAAUCUACAAUUAUUUGUCGAAUCUCAGAGCACAAAAAUUCGGAAAAUCGGGUAUUUGUCUGGGCGAAUUGGAGCAGUGGAUAUUUAAACGUACUGCUAUUCCAGAAGAUGACAACGAGGUCUUCAUCAUUAGUUACCACAUCAUUGAAGGAGAUCAGCCAGGUUUCCGAUUCAAUCUAUCUACAAAAACAUUAUUGAAAACAAUUUUAUUCACGGAACUCAUACACACUGACGCCACGUACAAAUUGAUAUGGCAGGGAUUUCCGGUGCUGAUUGUUGGCACUACGGAUAAAAAUCGCGAGUUUCAUCCUAUUUGCUUGGGAGUAGCUACAAAUGAGCACCAAGAAGUUUUUCAGACAAUGUUUCAAGGAAUAAAGGACAAAGUUGUGCAAUUAUAUAAUUACACAAUGAAACCCAGAGUUCUGAUCUGCGACGCAGCUCAAAGUAUAAAAAAUGCAUUUUCAGAUGUUUUUGGUGAAGAACCGACUAUUCGUAUGUGCUGGGCACAAGCUAAAAUAAGUAUACAAAAGAAGGUAGAACAAAUUGUGCCAAAAAAGGAGCAAAAAAGCGUUUUGAUUGAUGUAGAAGCUUUACAUAACGCAGCUUCACUCGACGUCUUUAAUGCCGCUUCGCAAGCGUUCCUUGAGAAAUGGAAAACACAAACCACCUUUGUAAAGUACAUGGAAGAGGAAUGGUUCAGAAAGAAUCGCAAUUGGUUCUUAGGUGCUGCACCUAUGUCGCCUUCGACAAAUAAUGCCCUCGAGUCAUUUAAUAGAAACAUAAAAGACCAUAAUACAUUGCGAGAACAAUUUCCUCUGUCGCGAUUUCUGUCUGUUGCUACCGAUAUGGUAGCCCAGUGGUCAUUAGCAAACUCUUCGUUACCUGAGGCACCUACUAUUGAGCUUCGACAAUGGACGGAAGCUUACGUCUGGGCGAAGAAAAGCAUAAAUAUAGAGAUAGUGGCAUCUGAUCCUACCAAAACAGUAUAUUUGAUUUGCAACGAAAAUGCGACAGAUUUAAACUACAAUGAUCGCUGGCAGACUUUUGACGAGUAUAAAAAGCUGUCAGUUGCUUUUCAGAAAACCACACUGCCAAAUUUGGACUGGCAAAAAGGAUCGUGCGACUGUCCCGAAUUUUUCGAUAGAUAUGUAUGCAAACACGUUUUGGGUCUUGCAAUUCGGCUCAAACUAACAACACCACCACUGGAAGCAAAAGGGAUACCCAUUGGACAAAAAAGAAAACGAGGCCGGCCAGCUAAGUCCAAGCCAGCACUUAUUUACCAGUGACGAUAGAGUGGUAGAGCUCCUCAUACUAUCAAUGUUCCUUAGGAUUAAUAACAAGUUUUUAUUUUUGUUAGUUGACUGAAGCGUCUUAUUUUAUUUUUGUUCAUUUGAUGUAAGUAACUGCAUAAUACUUUAAUUUUAA
This is a messenger RNA of Helicoverpa armigera (cotton bollworm), 9243 nucleotides long. RefSeq lists its product as uncharacterized. The coding region runs from base 7308 to 9104 and encodes 598 amino acids. Lineage: Eukaryota; Metazoa; Arthropoda; Insecta; Lepidoptera; Noctuidae. Gene Ontology annotation, molecular function: zinc ion binding. The transcript is spliced from 2 exons. The record is from RefSeq and is a predicted model, not a curated record.